Messenger RNA from Didymosphaeria variabile, 1032 nucleotides. It is a transcript of the gene mak16, whose product is annotated as Protein MAK16. Gene Ontology annotation, cellular component: nucleolus; preribosome, large subunit precursor. Lineage: Eukaryota; Fungi; Ascomycota; Dothideomycetes; Pleosporales; Didymosphaeriaceae. The transcript is spliced from 4 exons. Gene Ontology annotation, biological process: maturation of LSU-rRNA; maturation of 5.8S rRNA. Bases 1 to 1032 code for a protein of 343 amino acids. The record is from RefSeq and is a predicted model, not a curated record.
AUGGCGAGUGACGACCUCGUCUGGAGUGUCAUCGGCACCGAUUUCUGCAGCUUCAAGCUCAAGACCACAAAAGAUCAAGUCUUCUGUCGCAAUGAGCACAACGUAUCGGGUUUCUGUUCGAGACAGUUCUGUCCUUUGGCGAACUCGAGAUACGCCACAAUUCGAUCUGACCCGGCAACUGGAGCACUAUAUCUGUAUAUUAAGGAAAUUGAGAGAGCCCACACCCCAAAUAAGUGGUGGGAGCGGAUCAAGCUUCCUAGGGACUAUACGAAAGCUUUAAGCCUUGUGGAUGAGCACUUGCAAUAUUUCCCGAAGGUCCUGCUCCAUAAAUGCAAGCAACGUCUUACCAGAUUGACUCAGGUCAAUCUUCGCAUCAAAAAGCUUGCGAAGGAAGAAGAGCGUCUUGGAGAGAGGCUAGUCCCGCGUCUGGCGCCUAAGGUCUGGAGGAGGGAAGAGGGCCGAGAACGCAAGGCACUCGCAGCUGCCAAGGUCGAGCGUGCGAUAGAACGGGUUCUUAUCGACCGCCUACGCUCCGGUGCAUACGGCGAUCGCCCGCUCAACGUCGAACCAAAUGUGUGGAAGCGCGUUAUGAAAGGAUUGGAGAAGGAAGGCGCGCAGCGGGACGAAGAUCUGGACGACGGUGUUGAGGACGAGGACGAAGUUGAAAACGAAUACGAAAUGGAGAAUGGUGCGGCUGAUGUUGAGUAUGUGAGCGAUAUUGAGGGAGAGUCCGAUGAUGAUCUCGAAGACUUCGAAGACUGGGUCGGCGGUGACAGUCCGGAUGAAGCAUCUGACGACGAUGAAGAUGAGGACGAGGAUGAGGAAGGCAUUCCAAGCGAGGACGAUGAUGACCAGGCGGAAGAUGAUACAGAGGCGCUCAAGAAGACCCUUGCGAAUCUCAAGCGCAAGCGACCAGCUGGCGAGCCGCCGAAGCCGAAGAAGAAGCCGGCCAAGGACGGGAAAGGUCCCCGACGCGAGAUCGAAUACGAGAUCGAAAGGGAGCCCGCCGCAAGGGAGCUGUUGCGCGCAUAG